Messenger RNA from Closterium sp. NIES-67, 7133 nucleotides. The record is from the annotation of a GenBank genome assembly. NCBI's taxonomy places the organism in Eukaryota, Viridiplantae, Streptophyta, Zygnematophyceae, Desmidiales, Closteriaceae.
CAGCGUUCUGCGGAGCUGCUCUCUCUGCCUCCCUCCCGCUCUGCUGCUGCCUGAAACACCUUGUUUCUCUGCUUGAAGCUGCCACCAGCCAUGGCUGCUCUGCCGUGGAAAAUGGAAAAUGAAAAGCACUUUUAAAGCAUUCUGACCUUAGGAUCGUAGUUUUUAGGCUCUCUAUUUGGUCUAGAACUUUCUGGAUGGUGAUAAUCAGUAAAAAAACCAACUGGUUGGCGAAGAAGGCCACGUAACCCGCUCGUUUACGGAAAGCUUAUACUUUCCCGUUGCUGACUUUAGAGUUCCUAUUUUGGUGUCAUAGGGCUUGGAGAACGCUAAGGCUCGUUAGGUUAGGGAAUCCGGCUGCUUAGGCGCCGGGAAAAUGCAGGCGCAGACCGCUGCUCCGCUGCAGCGGUCGGCGGGAAACCCGGCGACGCAAUGGCGGAAACCGGACCAGGACACGCAGCUGCGACACAGCGUCUUCGCGAGGACGAUGCAACUGUUUCAGACGAGGAACCCGCAAGCGACGUCGCAGUACAACCGCGAGAAGCUGACGGAUUUCGUACGCAAGCUGGAGGAGGUGCUCUACCGAACGGCGAAUUCCAGGGAGGAGUAUGGCGAGUUCAGCACUCUGGAACGAAGACUGCAGCUUGCAGCUAGGCUCCUAUCGACCAGAACGCAGCAACAGCAACAACAACCGCAACAACAACUUCAGCAGCAGCAGCAGCAGCAACCACAACAACAACAAUUUCAGCAGCAGCAGCAGCAGCAGCAGCAGCAACAACAUCAACAGCAGCAACAAGUGCAGCAGUCACAGCAGCAGCCAGGACAACGGCUUCCACAGCACCAGAUGCAGCAGCAGAUGGCAAGCGGAAGUGGACAGCCCGGGUUCGCGUCGCAGCAACAAUCACAGCCUGUUUCCACGUUACAGCCGCAGCAGCAGCAGCAGCAGCACCAUCUUCAGCAAGAGCAUCAGCAGCUUCAGCAACGUCCGCAGCAUCAGCAGCAGCAGCAGCCGCAACAACAACAACACCAGCAGCAACAACUACAGCAGCAAGCCAUGCAGCAACAGCAGCAACAACAUCAACAACAACAGCAACAAUCCAUGCAGAGUCGGCCACUACCGCAGCAACUGCAACAGCCGCCUCAGCAGCAGCAGCAGCAGCAGCAGCAGCAGCCAAUGCAGGAAGCAGCACAGUUCCAGCGACGGCUACCCAACCAGCCACAACCAACACCGCAUCCUCCCUCCAUGCCAAGCAAUCGCCUGACCCCUAACCUUCCCUCUGCAUCUGCGCCAACCCUAGCGGAUGCAUCAGUGCCGUCAAUGGUUCCAACUCCGGGCCUACAAUCUUCCGAAGCUUCUAGAUCCCAAACCUGGGGUGUUGGCUCGGAUAGCAUGCCCACAGCUGGCUUGGCUGGUACGGGUGCUAGUGCUGCUCCUGCUGAUGGUGCUGCUAGUGUCGUGGCUGCUGUAUCGGGAACUCCCAUGGUCGCUAUGCAAGGAGCAUCGAGGGGGGGAAGAGAGGCAGCAGGAGCGCCUUUAGGUGCGUCGGGGGUAGGAGGACAGGGAGGCGUGGGUGUAGGCAGAGGGGUGGGUCAACAUGCUGGAGUGGCUGUUCCAGGUGGGAGUAAUCAGGGCGGCACAUUGCAGCGGCAGCAGGCGCAGCAGAUGCAGCUUCAGCAGCAGCAGCAGCCGCUUCUGCAGGACGGCCAACAGGGUCAGCAGCAGCAGCAAUGGCAGCAGCACGGGGGGCAGCACGGGCAACAGCAGGGGCAGAGGCAGCAGCUGCAGCAGGGGCAGCAGCGGAAGCAACAACUUUAUCAGGGAUCGUCUCAGCAGCAACAACAGCAGCAGCAGCAGCAGCAGCAGCCACACCACAUGUACCAGCAACAGCAGCAACUACCAGGCGAUUCUCAAGGAGCGGCAGGGUACUCGCCACCAGGCCCUUCAGGCCCUGCUGUGGCAGCAGGAGGGAAAGGAGGGCCCGGAGGGGUCGGAGGGGUAGGAAGGGGAGGAGGGGCUGCAGUGCAAGCAGGCCAGAUACCCACUCCUGGCGGCGCGCCUCUCAUGAUUCCCACCCCUGGCGGUGCUCCUAUGCUGGAUGCUGGGGGGUUGCUUGAACCUGGUGCUCCCAAGGACGACUCUAGUGUGCCCGGGGCUGGCUUGGACGGUACCGGUGUAGGCGUUGCAGGCAUGGGCGGUGCUGGUGUGGGCGGGGCAAGUGGGAUGGCGGCGCAGCAGCGGUCACGCCAGCAGCAGCAGCAGCAGCCAGGGCAGCAUGUACCAGCCCAGGGCAUGCGAGCACCGCAGCAACAGCCGAUCAAGGGGAACGCGGGUUUCCAAGGGCAAGAGAACCUGCAACGGAUGCAGGGGGGAAGACCUGGUGCCUCGCCUGUGAACGCACAGCAGUUGCAGCUGCAGCAGCAACAGUCCUCUGUCUCCACACCCGGUCCGGGAGCUAUAACAACAUUGCAGAAUGGCGAGCAGGCUAGUAGCGAAUCCACUGCAAAAGCCCGAGCAGGGGCAGCAGCAGGAGCAGCAGCAGGAGCAGGAGCAGGAGUGGGAGGGGAAGCAGGGGCAGGAGUGGGAGCGGGAGCAGCGGGUGAUCUGUCAACAGGAGGCGGCGCCAUAGACCCUCAACGGGCGAUGCAGUACCAGCGGCAGCAGAAGUGGCUGCACACACUGCGCCAUGCGUCUCGCUGCACCGCUGCCAACGGCUCCUGCAACGUGGGCGCGCACUGCCGGGUCUUCCGGGAGCUCUGGGCGCACUGCUCCCGCUGCAAAGACCCUGAGUGCGCGUACCCCCGCUGCGUGCCUUCCAGGAAGCUGCUCCACCACCACCAGGUUUGCAGAGACCCCAAGUGCCCUGUGUGUGGGCCUGUGAGGCGUGCUUUUCAGCAGCAGAUGCUGGCGGCUAGAGCAAACGCAGCAGCUGCUGCUGCUGCGGCAGCUGCGGCGGCGGCGGCAGCUGCGGCUGCAGCGGCUGCUCCUGUUGAGGCUGCUGUGGCUGGUGCUGGUGCUGGUGCUGGGAGUGAGCGGCACGAUGGGGGAGAGGCAGAAGCAGGCGCUGCUGCUGGUCAAGUGACUGUGCCUGUGGCAGAUGGAGCAGCUGGUGCAGCUGGGGCGAACGGGGAUGCCUUUAAUGCUGCAGCUGCUGCAGACGGUCAGGCAGUCCGCUCCUCUGCUGUGCCAGUUGUCAGUGGGGCCGCUGCAUCCGCACCUGUGGAUUCUGGGAAGGUAUCUGCGAAUGGUGCUUCUGCUCCCGUUCUUACUCCCGCUGCUGCCUCGUUGUCAGGAGUGCCUCCUGCCCCUGGUACUGGGGCUGCGGGUCCCAUAGAGAGAACAGCCCCAGCUGCAGCAGCAGCCAAUGCUGCUAGAGCCGCCAGUCUUGCAGCAGCAGGAGCAGCAGUGGCUUCAGCUUCUGCUGCUGGUGGUGGUGGUGCGAGCCCGGCCAUUACAGGGCAGAAGAGGGCAAACGAGGCAGCUAGGCGCAGCGAAGGGGGAGCAGUGGAGCCAGGGAAGGAGAAGGAGAAGGGGGCAGGUGCACAGCCCUUGAAACGGGCCAAGAUGGAGGGCGGGGCUGGAGGACCUAAGAGCACAGGCGCUGGGCCAAAGCGCACGUCAGGAGUCAAGGCAGAGGCUGGCGCUGCUGCGGCAGCAGGAGGGGCGGGUGGUGGUGGUGGUGGUGGUGGUGGAGACAAGGAGAGGCCAGAGAGACCUGUCGGUGCGAAGCCAGGCAAGGCCGCUGGGAGUAAGAUGCAGGGAAGUGCCAACGGGGCGCUCACAGGGAGAGCAGGCACACAAGCCAAGGGCGCCGCCGCUGCUGCUGCUGCUGCUGCUGCUGGUGUGAAGGCAGAAGCGGGUGUGGGGUCAGGAGCAGCAGCAGCAGGGGGAGGGCAGGUGAAGACGGAGGGUAGGACUGGGGCAGGUGCAGCUGGAGCAGGUGGUGCUGGUGGAGGUGCGGCCAGUGUAAAGGCAGAGCCUAGGACAGAGGAGAGCAAGGCGCUGGUGCCUGCAGGGGGGCCUGGAGCAGCUGCCACCACAGCAGCAGCAGCAGCAGCAGCAGGUUUGAGCAGCAAGCAGAUGAAGAACAAGGGCAUAGGCACGUCGCUAACGGAGCUGUUCACCCCGGAGAUGAUCCGCCUGCACGUGGACAGCCUGAGGCAGUGGGUGGGGCAGAGCAAGCAGAAGCAGGAGAAGCUGCAGGCAGUGCAGCAGCUGCAGCAGCAGCAGCAGCGCGACAGCGACUGCCGGCUGUGCUCCGUGGAGAAGCUCUUCUUCGACCCGCCGCCCAUCUACUGCACUGCCUGUGGGCGCAGGAUCCAGAGGAACAAGGCGUAUUACUCCACGCCGGGCGGCGGCGAGCAGAGGCAGUGCGUGUGCAACCGGUGCUAUGGGGACUUCAGGGGGGAUGCGAUUACUCUGGAGGGGCUGAGACCCAUUCCCAAGGCUAGCUUGACCAAGAGGAUCAACGACGAGGAGACAGAGGAAGCGUGGGUGCAGUGCGACGGGUGCCAGCGGUGGGUGCACCAAGUCUGUGCGCUGUUCAACGGGCGGCGCAACGAGGGCGAGGCGGAGUACACGUGUCCGCUGUGCUGCUGCGAGCAGAUGGAGUGCGGGGAGCGGGUGCCCCUGCCGCCGUCCACUGUGCUGGGCGCCAGGGACCUGCCACGCACACACCUGUCGGACCACCUAGAGGGGAGGCUGGCGAGGAGGCUGGCACAGGAGAGGGAGGAGAGAGCCAGGCAGCAGAGAAGGAGACCGGAGGAGAUCGAGGGGCCGGAGGAGCUGGUGAUACGGGUGGUGUCAUCAGUAGACAAGAAGAUGGAGACAAAGCCGCGCUUCCUCAACAUGUUCCCCGAGGGGGAGUACCCCAAGGAAUUUCCCUACAAGUCCAAGGUGGUGCUGCUGUUCCAGCGCAUUGAGGGCGUGGAGGUGUGUCUCUACGCCAUGUAUGUGCAGGAGUUUGGUGCCGACUGCCUGCCGCCCAACCACCGCCGCAUCUACCUCUCCUACCUCGACUCAAUCAAGUACUUCCGCCCCGACGUGCGCACCGUCAGUGGGGAGGCGCUGCGGACGUUUGUUUACCACGAGAUUCUGAUCGGGUACCUGGAGUACUCGAAGCUGCGUGGGUUCACGAGCUGCUACAUCUGGGCGUGCCCGCCUCUCAAGGGCGAGGACUACAUCCUCUACUGCCACCCCGAGAUCCAGAAGACGCCCCAGCCGGUCAAGCUGCGCGAAUGGUACCUCACCAUGCUGCGCAAGGCGACCGCGGAGAAAAUCGUAGUCGAAGUGAGCAACCUCUACGACACCUUCUUCGUGCAAAUCGGGGAGAGCCGCGCCCUCCCCUCCGCCGCCCGUCUGCCCUACUUCGACGGGGACUACUGGCCCGGCGCCAUGGAGGACGAGCUGCAGAAGCUGCUGGAGGAGCGGGAGGAGGAGAAGGCAGGCGGCAAGGGGCCCAAGAAGGCAAAGAAGAGCAAAGCGACGAGCAAGCGAGGGGGGGGAGGGGGGAGGGAUGAAGACCUGGGCACGCCGGCUUCGCUGGACAAGCAGCUCAUGAGCAAGCUUGGCAGCACCAUCCUCCAGAUGAAGGAGGAUUUCAUAAUGGUGCACAUGCACUACUGCUGCUCGCACUGCAAGAACUUCAUCAUCACGGGCAACCGAUGGGUGUGCCAGCAGCCGCAGUGCAAGCACUUCAACAUCUGCGACCCCUGUUUCAAGCUGGAGGAGCGGCGCAGCCCCAUGGACCGCCACCCUGUGCUGCUUAAAGAGGCGCACGACCUCACGCCCUUGCCCAUCGACCCGCCUGUCCCUGCGGAAACCAAGGAUCCUGACGAAGUUGUAGAGUCGGAGUUCUUUGACACGCGGCAGGCGUUCCUCUCUCUCUGCCAGGGCAACCACUACCAGUACGACACGCUGCGGCGCGCCAAGCACUCGUCGCUCAUGGUGCUGUACCACCUGCACAACCCCACGGCGCCCGCCUUCGUUGUCACCUGCAACUCGUGCCAGCGGGACAUUGAGAACCGUCAAGGGUGGCGGUGCGAGUCGUGCCCAGAUUAUGAUGUGUGCGCGGCUUGCAAGGCCAACUGUGGGCAUCCCCACCCGCUGGUGUCGCAUGCGAGCCAGCCGGACAGGAACGCGCAGAGCCAAGAGGGCAGGCAGCAACGAAUCAAGGAGGUGCGCAAAAUGCUCGAGCUCUUGGCCCAUGCCGCCUCGUGCCGCCCACAGCCGGGCACCGUGUGCACGUACCCCAAAUGCAGCAUGGUCAAGAUGCUCUUCCGCCACGGCACCAUCUGCACCGUCCGUUCAGCUGGGGGCUGCCAGCACUGCAAGCGCAUGUGGGGGCUGCUGCACCUGCACGCACGUUCCUGCAAGGACAGCGCCUGCAGGGUGCCCCGCUGCAAGGACCUCAAGGAGCAUUUCCGGCGCUCCGCGCAGCAGAUGGAGUCGCGGCGGCGCAAGGCGGUGCAGGAGAUGAUGCGGCAGCGCGCUGCUGAGGCGGCAGGGGGGGCGCUCAAGAGAUGAAGCGGUGGAGAGUGGUUGUGACAACCUGACAGAGUGCGCUGCGGAACGAUUGCCGCAGCAGCAUGUGUGACAGCACUCAGUACGUGCCCCUUACGACUGGUUUGGGGCAGUUUCUGACAGAAGGCCGGUUGCUGUUGUGACGAAGUACAGGAUGGGAGAUACAGCACUGGCUUCAGUUGCUAUAGCCGUCCAUUCUUGUACAAUUAAGUGUAAAGAGGGGUGCCAGGGCUGCCGGGGGAAAUGUAGUUGAGUGGGGAUGGGAUCUGGUGGUGCGGUGCUUGGCUGGAAGAGUGGUCAAUAUCUCAUUUUUCUGCCUUUGCUGCUUUGAGGCAAGUGGUGGUUGGUGGCUCUGUGGUUCCUCCAACAGUUCGCUCACCUGCUGCUCAUCAAGAGCAAUGACUUUCUGCUUUACUAAAAUCCCAUCUGGGGGUGCUUAGUAGCCAGAGGAGCUGCUUGUGUAUGCUGUUAUGGCUUCCCAUUCUCCCUUGUAUGCGUUGCUUUGCUCUUGCCGAAAAAUCUAUGUCACACAGGACAGGAUGGACAUGUUGGCAAAGUUGAGAAGCAUUAGGGCGUGUCCCAAGUGUUUGUCUGAAUGCGCUUUGGUAGGGUAUUA